Propithecus coquereli (Coquerel's sifaka) is the source of this 2793-nucleotide messenger RNA. It is a transcript of the gene ENO4, whose product is annotated as enolase family member 4. NCBI's taxonomy places the organism in Eukaryota, Metazoa, Chordata, Mammalia, Primates, Indriidae. Bases 48 to 1910 code for a protein of 620 amino acids. Gene Ontology annotation, biological process: glycolytic process. The transcript is spliced from 14 exons. Gene Ontology annotation, cellular component: phosphopyruvate hydratase complex. Gene Ontology annotation, molecular function: magnesium ion binding; phosphopyruvate hydratase activity. The record is from RefSeq and is a predicted model, not a curated record.
UCGCAGGCCCCCAGGCUAAACCCCGCUGUAGCCUUAAAUCUCCUACCAUGGGGGAAGAAGGCGGCGGCCGCAGCUGUGGGACCACUAGGGAGCUGCAGAAGCUGAAGCAGCAGGCGAUGGAGUACUACCGGGAGAACGACGUUCCGCGCAGGCUGGAAGAGCUGCUCAACUCCACCUUCUACCUCCAGCCUGCCGACGUCUACGGGCACCUGGCAAACUACUUUUCUAAACUUGCAAAGCCUCCUACCAUAUACAAAAUAGUGGGGAAAAACGUACUGGAUGGACUGGGGCUUCCAACCCUACAAGUGGAAACAUUCUGCACCAUUCAAAACUUUCCCAAGAACAUAUGUUCUGUGGUGAUCUCGACUCACUUUGAAGUCCACGAGAGCGCUGUGCCCGAGCUGGCUGAAGCGGAGGAGGCAGAGAGGGCCAGUGCGGUCAGCACGGCUGUGCACUGGGUCAACGGCCCCAUCACCCAGGAGCUUCAGGGCCUUGCACCCACCGACCAGGUGGCGGUGGAUCACCUGCUCAGGAUAUUCUUUGCAAAUAAAGUACAAGAAGAUAAGGAGAGAAAAGAAUUAGAAAAGAGCCUGGAAGACCCAAUAGUGCCUACGCCUCUACCUCUAAUACCAUCACCCCCUCCUCCACCUCCUCCAAAAAAAAAAGGACAAAAGCAAGGGAAGAAUGACGCUAUUACAGAGAAACCUAUUCAACCUGCAGAACCUGUUGAACCUGUACUCUGUGGCAGUAUGGCCAUAGGGGCCGUGUCACUAGCUGUUGCCAAAACCAGUGCCAUACUGGGCAAUAAUCCUCUAUACUUGAAUAUCGCAUUACUGAAGCACAACCAGGAACAGCCAUCGACCCUACCUAUGCCUUUGCUGAUGGUAACUCUGCUCAGCUGUGGGAAGUCAUCACCUGGGAAGCUAAAUUUAAUGAAAGAAGUGAUUUGCAUACCCCAUCCUGAACUAACCACCAAACAAGGUGUGGAGAUGCUUAUGGAAAUUCAGAAAAAUAUUAUCAAAAUCAUUGAAAUGCCUCCUCCUCCAAAAGCAGAGACCAAAAAAGGGCAGGAUGGAGGCAAAAGAGGUCAACAGCAGAUCACUGGCAAGAUGUCCCAUCUGGGCUGUUUAACCAUUAACUGUGACACUAUAGAGCAGCCACUGCUUCUACUACAGGGAAUCUGUGCGAACUUGGGGCUGGAACUGGGAACAAAUCUGCAUCUAGCCAUCAACUGUGCUGGACAUGAGUUGAUGGACUAUAGUAAAGGGAAGUAUGAAGUGAUGAUGGGCACAUACAAAAGUGCAGCUGAGAUGGUUGACCUGUAUGUGGAGCUGAUCACCAAGUACCCUUCAAUCAUUGCCUUAAUCGAUCCUUUCAGGAAGGAGGACUCUGAACAGUGGGACAGCAUCUAUAAUGCACUUGGUUCCAGGUGUUACAUAAUUGCAGGGACUGCAUCCAAAAGCAUUUCUAAACUUCUAGAGCAUGGAAACAUCAACAUCCCCAAAUCCAACGGGCUGAUCAUAAAACAUACAAAUCAAACUACGAUGUCUGACUUGGUGGAAAUAACCAAUCUUGCUGACAGUAAGAAGCACAUCAUCUUUGGAAGCACAGAAGGAGAAUCCUCUGAUGACAGCCUUGUCGAUUUGGCUGUUGGGCUUGGUGUCCGGUUUAUCAAGUUGGGGGGUCUUUCUCGUGGUGAACGGGUGACCAAAUACAACCGCCUUCUUACUAUAGAGGAAGAACUUGUCCAGAGUGGAACACUGGGUUUCAAUGAAGAACACGUGUUUUUUUACUUUAACGAGGAAGCUGAGAAGGCUGCCGAGGCACCUGAGCUGCUUGAGCCCCUGGAGCCCACCUUCCCCACCGAAGUCGUAGAGGAACCAGCCAGAACACGAGCAUCUUCUGCAUAGGGCUGUACACACCCCAGUUUGUAGCCACACCACUGGUUCUACCAGACCGGCAGGUUUGGAGUGUGUCUCCACAGCAGGUUUGCUCUUUAACGUCACUAACUCAUGUGCUCUUUGUCUUCUUCGAAUUUCACUGUUUGGUAAAUAUAUAUAUGGUGUUUUUGCCAGAAAUCGUAUCUGUGAACUUUGUUUCCCAGCCGUCACAUUUCCGUGGGGAUUUUGUUUGUAUACUAGCUCUACUGUCCAUCUUUCAGGGUCAUGGUCCAGUAAAAGAGGUCAAUAUUUUUGCUGCCAACUCUACUCUCAAACACCUUAUCCUCUACAAAUCAGAACACCUCUGAGAACAAAAGCCUAAUGACACUAGAAGUGCUCUGUGCCGGGAACAGGUGUACAUUGUCUGUGUUUAUUCUGUACAUCUGUGCUGGAAAGCACAGGCACACUUUUAUAGCCAACCUUAGGCAGAAGUGUGAGAGCCUCACUAUUUCUUGUAAUAGCCAAACAGCUUCAUCUCACUUUCCUGCCACUAAUUCCCUUUUCCCUGAUUUCCCCCUCUUUUUAAAUUUUAGUUUUUCUUGUAUUAUUGUUAUCUUUGUGAGUCUCCUUAGAUCCUUUUUGGAAGAAGAAUGGGUAUAGAUGAAUAAAUAUUCUCAACGUUAAUAAACGCCCAUUUAUACUGCAUUUAAAAAGUGAUUAGCAAGUGAUUAAAAACAAUGGACAUACAUGCUGACGGAAUUGCCUCUUUUGGAAGCCAGUUCCAACAGGAGUGCCAGAAAUAAACAUACUCAAACACAUACGCACACUAGACGUAAUAAUGUUCAAGAGCUUUGUAUGACUUAAGGUCUCUGUUAAAAGGGUUACCGUUUGAUUUCCUAAAAAUUAUAUGAAU